AUGCCCUCCCAACAACCCCGGCCCGCUGAGAUUUACACGACGGCCCAGCCGGAUGGGACCUACGUGACGACAACUACCAAAGAGACCACCAGAUACCGUGAGGACGAGGUGUACAGCUGCGGGCUGGGCAGGACCGAUUCGUCGCGAUGCCUCCACCCGAUGGGAAUUUUAAGGAUGUGCGAGAUUUUCCUGGUGCUCGUGACGAUCUCGUUGAUCACCUCCGUCUACGGGCCGGGGCCAUUUAAAGGAAUCCUAUUCGGCCAGACAAUGUUGCUGAUCUUUGCCGGCCUAUGCCUCUGCGUCUCCUUCAUUUUCCUGAUCGUCUACUUUUUCGCGCUCGACGAGAGCCACCUCGACUUCUGGCCGUGGAGCCUCACGGACCUGGCCUUCUCGGCGACGGCCUCGAUCUUCUUCUUCAUUAUGACCGUCAUCGAGGGGUACUACGCCACCGGUUCAUGGGCCAAUAAUUGCAACGAUAUUGGAUCUGAUGGCUUUUUGCACAAUGGAUGUCGUUUUGUCUACGAGUGGGCUUUUGCCGCGUUGAUGUGCUUCCUGCUCGGCUGCCUGUACGGCGUCUCGGCCCUGUUCGCCCAUCGAUCGCGUUUCAACGAAAACGAUCGGCGCUACACUUAUGAA
Molecule: messenger RNA, 636 nt
Organism: Mesorhabditis spiculigera
Lineage: Eukaryota; Metazoa; Nematoda; Chromadorea; Rhabditida; Rhabditidae
Source: the annotation of a GenBank genome assembly